This is a messenger RNA of Fonsecaea multimorphosa CBS 102226, 1968 nucleotides long. RefSeq lists its product as uncharacterized. NCBI's taxonomy places the organism in Eukaryota, Fungi, Ascomycota, Eurotiomycetes, Chaetothyriales, Herpotrichiellaceae. The transcript is spliced from 5 exons. Bases 1 to 1968 code for a protein of 655 amino acids. The record is from RefSeq and is a predicted model, not a curated record.
AUGUCUUCGUCAAAGCCUGGUUCGCGCCGUAUCAGCUCGGUCAGCAACUCCAAUACAGAACCUUUCCCUUCUAUCCCCGACUCGCCGGCAGGCCCAAGUUCUGCCAACAACAAUACCACCACGACCAGCACCACGACCACGACCACGACCGUCCACAUUCCUCAUCGUGGGAGACCCUAUACCGUAACCUCCACCCAAGCCCCGAACCAAGCUCCCACCAUUGUUGCGUCCACGCCGGACAAUACCGUCAUAACCAACGCGGCCCCUACGAAUGCGGCCGUAACGAGAACCACCUAUGAUAAUGUUCCUCAGAUCAAUCAGAUCAAUCAGCUCAACCGGUACCGGCCUGUCGGAAUCAGGAGACUGCCCUCAUCAAACCUGCGAGCGGCAGCACAAGAUGGAGAGACCUCAUCAAGUCAACCUCCCAACCGGGCUGGGUCGGGUAGAGGACGCAGCAGUUCUGCACCACAACGUGCCAACCUGGGCAUUCCCGGCUCAAACACAAUAACGAGGCAAAACACGCGCCAGUCACUCCUGCCAACCCUCGCCGAAGCCCCAUCGGCACCGGAGCCAGCGGAUGGCGCCGUGGAUCGCGACAUCAUGAACGAGAACGUAACGGGCGGCGUGAGCAGGAGACGAAGUAUCAGCAAUGCUGCGCGUUCCAUCAUCAGCAGAAUGAGCGAGACCUCGAGAGAACGACAAGGCCCUGAGUAUGAAUCAGAAGUGGUCGACUUGCUCGAUGUGCUUGAUCCCGAAGUCUCGACAUUGACUACGCUUAACAAUGUCCAAAAUUCGCUGUUCGUGCCCGACCUGGGGAGAUGGUUAAACCGAAGACCAACCUACACGCUGAGUCGUCGGGCGACGCAGACCCGGAGGCCCGAGACAAUUGAAGAAAAAGAGGCAGGCAUGACUCCAGUUACCACCGAGGCGGCACCCUUGGAAGAGCCACCCAUUGAGCGCACCCACAGCAUUUCAUCGGUCGUUACGGACUCUCACUUUGCCGUGUUACCACAUGGCGUCUCCCUCGAAGGAUGGAGUGACGAAGACAAGGAGGCUCUGGACGACCAUGUCAGGCACAUGCUGCAUUCAAAGCGGUCAAAAUUUAAGCAGAGAAUGAUUGCCUUUGGAAAGUAUAUUCGGAAACCACUUGGAUUUUGCGUGUUUUUGUAUGCAACUCUAAUUACUUUGUUUGGUUUGGCUUGGGUUCUUUUCUUGAUCGGUUGGAUUUAUGUUGGAGACCGACAAGAAUACGACGUCAAUGUCAUUGACAAUGUGCUUGUCGCCCUUUUUGCGGUUGUCGGUGAUGGGCUGGCACCAUUCCGAGCCGUUGACACAUAUCAUAUGUGCUUUAUCGCCCACUAUCACCACUAUACGUGGAGGGUACGACGAGAGAAGGGCCUGCCGAAACUGCGCGACCACAACGACCUCCCUCCUCAGACGGAAAAGGAAGCUGACCCCGAAUCUGGGGUUCCGGAGGACUCCGAGUUCUCGGUUUUGACGCCCAAGCAGCAGCAAAAGCUCAUGCACCACCAAGCAAAAUUCUCCAAAUCGCAUUCCUUCUACAAGGCCCACGAGACAGCCACCCAUUAUGCGUUCCCGUUACGCUUGCUAGUGGCCAUCGUUGUGUUGCUGGACUGCCAUUCACUGUUCCAAAUCGCGCUCGGUACGUGUACUUGGUCAAUCAGCUACCACCAUCGCCCGCAAGCCCUAACGGCGACAAUCCUUUCGUGCUCCAUCACGUGCAAUAUCACGGCGGGGAUUUUGAUCGCUAUCGGUGACCGGAGGACUCGCAAGAAGGACGUGGCUUUGAGGAUGCAGAGGCAGGCCUUGACCCAGACAGCCAUCAAGAAGGUGGAGAAGCACAAGAGGGAGAGGCUGGAACACGAGCACGAGGCCCACGGUCGAGAUGCCAAUUUCGAAGUUAUUGACGAAGAGACUGCUGACCAGGUUCAUUCGAGGGGCCAUUAG